AUGUUCCGAUCAUGGUACGAUCGGCUGGACGAGAAGACAGAGUUCUGGCUCGAAUUCCAGACCGUCCACGAUGGCAUGGAUGUUCCUGGCAACCACGGAGCCAACACCGCCUUCACCUGCUUUUCUGCCCUUCCCACCGAGCUGCGACUCAAGAUAUGGGAACAACUCAUCCAGCCUCGCAUCAUCCUGGCAGCCUGCUUCGACUCGCGCUUCCGGGACGAGAAGCGCGAGCAGCUGAUGCAGCGGCCCAAGAAACGGCCCAUCCCUGUGCUGCUGCAUAUCAACCACGAGUCCCGCACCCUCGCUCUGCGACACUACGAGCUUGCUUUCGCCUGGAAGAUCCCGCACCGGCUUGCCGGCCCGGAAACGAGCGUGCUGCCCGCCAGCAAGGAGGCGCACGUGUGGUUCAACUUUGGCCUGGAUGCGCUGCUGCUGCUGGGCGAGCUCGAACCCUACGACGAAUACGGCUUCAAUUCGCCCAUGGUCUACUUCCUCCGCCGCGAGGACACGAGGCGGGUUCGGCACGUGGCCUGCGCGUUUGAGGAGCUGCAUUUGUCUCUGUACGAGUCGGACCAGGUGUUUGGCUCGCUAUUCCACAUCAUCGACAUGUUUCCUGCCGCCCAGCGCCUUUUGAUCACCAGCACCCCACAGGACGCCGAGGUGCGCCACCUGGUGCUGCCCACGACGGACAACGUCGUGCAGAAGCUCUGGUCCGCUUUUAUGAACGGAACAACAUGUAUGACGUCGUCGCUGGUCAAGCGGCAGAUACUUAUGAUCCGGGAGGCUGACUUGCCCGAGUUUAUCGUUCGACACAGCUAA
Molecule: messenger RNA, 819 nt
Organism: Parathielavia appendiculata
Lineage: Eukaryota; Fungi; Ascomycota; Sordariomycetes; Sordariales; Chaetomiaceae
Exons: 1
Coding region: 1-819 (272 amino acids)
Source: RefSeq, a predicted model, not a curated record